AAAAUUUUACAACUGUCAAUGUUUUGAUUAUUUUUAAUUUAUUGUGGUUUGGUUUUUGGACUUUCUCCAAAUAUUUUCUAACAAUUUUAGUUUUUUCGGCAGUAAUUGAGGCAAUGGAUUAUGUCGACAUACAAGCGGUGGAAUCAAAAUUGACCGAUGUGACGGUAACACCAAUUCCGAUGGGAAUAAGAAAUAUCUCCAACCAUGCAAACUCAAACAUUGGAUAUGGAAACCAGCAACUUCCCCAGCAGCAACUGCCGAGUCAAACGCAGAAUUUAUCUUCGUUUGUUACGUUUACGACGUCAACUAUAAACGCCAUAGCUACUCCAGUCACUAAUAUGAAUCAGUUCCCGAGCAAUUCCAGUUCCAACCUGUCCAAGUACGCCCAGUUACUAAUGGUUAUCGAAGAAAUGGGUCGGGACAUUCGUCCGACGUAUUCCGGAAGUCGUAGUUCAGCAGAACGACUGAAACGAGGAAUAGUCCACGCGAGAAUCUUGGUGCGCGAGUGUUUACUGGAAACCGAGCGCUCUGCAAGACAGUAAUUUGUUUAGGUUUGCUUUAUAUUUGGUCGGUGUUAAGUCAGACCGCACUAAGUCGCAAAACAUAAAAAAAUGAGAUAUUUAAUGAUAGCACCGGAUAAAGAAUUUCUUCAGCUACAUUCGACUUUUGCCAGAUUUGAAAUAUGUAACCAUAAACAAGAAUUAUGGCAAAAGAUAAUUUCCAAUUAUAACGUAGAGGAUGCUGCGAUUCAAACUUUAUGCCCGUUUUUCUUGAAAUCAAUAUUUUGGGUAAUUGUUUAGGUACUUCUUCCCUUGUAGGCUGAAAACAUGUUUUUUUAGUGUUGCAGUUUCUUAAAAAAGGGGCGGAAAGCGAAAAUUUUAAUAAUUUAUUAAUAAGCUUAAAAAUAAGUUGCACCUACUAAUUUUGCUCGUAUGUUUAUUGUGCUCUCGAAAGCAGGGCUUUUGGCGAAGCUAGCUUAAUGCAGCAAUGCCUCAUAACCGAGUCCGGACGAGGUGGCCUUGUUACUUGUCAUCGGAAUCGCAAGCAAACCUGUGAUCCACUCGUUUGCCCGGUAUACUCAAACAUAGGGUACUCAUUGACAAAAAUAAAAUAUUGUCGCUGCUUUGGAUUUGCACCGCUUUGGAUCCUUGGGCUUAGCUAUGCGGCAUAGCCGCAUUAAGCCAGCUUCGCCAAAAGCCUUACUUUUGGGAGCACAAUAACCAUACGAGAUAUGUUGGUAGGUACAACUUAUUUUUAAACUUGCUAAUGAAUUAUUAAAAUUUUCGCUUUCCGCCUCUUUUUUUGUGAAUCUACAACACCAAACUAGCAUAUUCACGAAAGAAAAACAUGUUUUCCACUUACAGGGGAAAACUGCCUAAAGUAAACAAUUACCAUAUUUUGUCACUAACUUAGUCCGGUGUGACAACACCGACCAUUUGGUCGAUGUUAGGUCAGACCGGACUAAGUGACAGUGCAUUGAUUUCGAGAAAAACGCGUUUAAAGUUUGAAUCGCAGCAUCCUUUACAUUAUAAUUGGAAAAUAAUUUUUACCAUAAAUCUUGUUUAUUGUUUCAUAUUUCAAAUCUGGUAAAAGUGGAAUGUAGAUGAAGAAAUUCUUUAUCCAGUGCUAUCAUUAACUCAUUUUUUGAUGUUUUGCGACUUGGUCCGGUCUGACUUAACACCGACCAUUUGUUGAGGGAAAAAUGUGAUCGGAUUAAAACGUGCACCAUAUUUUUUACUGUGAAGUACAAAACAGCUUAAGCCCAAAUAGCACAUUGUUUCAAUCGAUCAUCCACAAACAAAUCGUUCGUACCUACUAUAUAGAUGCAAACAAACAGAAUCAAAGAAGCUAAUACAAUUAGCACUCGAAGGAGAAUAUGUUCACACGAUUUAGAUAAUUUAUACUGAAUAACCCUGGUAAACAUAAUUUAUUCUGAAUAAACCUGGUAAACUGAAAAGUUAGAUACAUUGCGUAUUUUGACUAUGCCUUUUCCAGGUGCACCGGCAAAUGACAUUAUAUUUAAACUAAAGUUUUUAUAGUUGACAAAAUAAACAUCUAUCAAGCAGAAGAAUAACAAAGGUUUUGCAUUAUACUAUUUAUAUCCUUGACCUGAUAUAAAGCUUAUGCUAACAGGUUGUCAUUGCAAAUAAACAUACGAAAUACAAAAAAAAAUAUAAAUAAUAAUAUUUGACAGAAAAGUAUAUUCUAAAAUGAGUCGAAUUGCUGUGCGAAAGUGGAUGCGUCAGAUCGUCCAAGAAUUCCUUGACUUGAUACAAAGUUUUUGUAACUUUCGUUCCCCUUCACGCAGCGAAAUUUCAAUCGGUUAAACCAACAAAAUGGAUUUUUGAUUUGAAUCGUCACUCUAUUAUUGAUUCAAAACUCAGCGAUUUUUAAAUAUACAUUAAUUUAUUGUUGAACUAAAAAUAUUUUUAUUUAAAUCAAAUUUGAUUUUACACACUAAACCAGCCAAAAGUUGUUUAGUAAUUUCUUUUGACGACAUGAACAGUAAAGUGAUAUUUUUACGGAGCUAUCAGCAAGUUGUUUAAAAAAUUGCGGUAAAGUUUUCACUUUUUGGCGAUUUUCAGUAAUUUUUCGAAUAAUUUGCUGAAACCCGCAAUAUUUUUCACUGAAUUUAUCAGUACUUCUGUUUUUUUCGGUACAUAAAUAUUAUCCAGUAAAAUACUGACUGAUUGUUCGGCAAAAUUGUACCAACAUUACCGAACCUCGUCAAAAACUUACAAAACAGGUACAGCAAAUCAUCUGUCAAGUCGCCAUUUUCAGAGGAAACUGCUGACUGACCAGUAUUUUUUGACGUUUGGAGAGAACGGAUUGCGGAGAGUUCGGUAACCGAAUUGUUUUACUGAAUUGAUUACCGAACGGUUUGCUGUUCAAAACCCCAGCAAAAUUUUACUGUACCCAGUAAUUCAAAUUAAGUGUGUAUGUUGGUCUUGCAUAGUACCAAAUCAGCGUGUAUUGUGUAUUUUUUGUGUGUAUUCUAUCACUCAAAAAAUAAAUCACUUUGAUUUUACGUGAACGAUCCUGUAAAUGUCUACUUUUCAAAUUCUUACAAACAUUAUAUGAUUCCUAUGAACGCCAUAUGGCAACC
This is a messenger RNA of Topomyia yanbarensis, 3106 nucleotides long. RefSeq lists its product as uncharacterized. Gene Ontology annotation, cellular component: nucleus; cytoplasm. The transcript has a single exon. The coding region runs from base 114 to 542 and encodes 142 amino acids. NCBI's taxonomy places the organism in Eukaryota, Metazoa, Arthropoda, Insecta, Diptera, Culicidae. The record is from RefSeq and is a predicted model, not a curated record.